Molecule: messenger RNA, 4823 nt
Organism: Xenia sp. Carnegie-2017
Lineage: Eukaryota; Metazoa; Cnidaria; Anthozoa; Malacalcyonacea; Xeniidae
Product: protein dachsous-like
Exons: 16
Coding region: 253-4503 (1416 amino acids)
Biological process (GO): homophilic cell-cell adhesion
Cellular component (GO): membrane
Molecular function (GO): calcium ion binding
Source: RefSeq, a predicted model, not a curated record
UCCACCCUUUAAUAUUAGCUUCUCAAACACUUCCAUCAAUGAGAAAAUGAAAAUUUUACAAGUAUUGGUCAUUUCACUGCAAACGAUCCUCAAGAUGAUCAAUUGACGUUCACAAUAGUGAACGCAGAGGCAAAGAUUUACUUCCUUAUUCAAGAUAAUUCGCUGUUGGUAAAGAAACGUUUAGUUUGGACACCUGUAUCAAAUAAUAUCUACACAAUUAAAAUCAAAGUAAGCGAUAAUGGUUCACCUGUUAUGUUUACUACAAAAAUUUUUAACAUUACUGUGUUGAACAUUAAUGAUCCUCCUUACGACAUAAAACUUUCAAAUAACGAAGUGUUUGAAAAUGUCAAGAUUGGUUCUGUUGUUAGUAAUCUAACAGCUAGAGAUGAUGAUCUUGGUCAAAAACCGACUGCAAAUUUAAACUGGGAGUUGGUCGACUCCGAUAUGGGUUACUUUAAGUUGCUAGGUCACCAGAUAAUUGUUGCAAAAAGUCUCGAUCACGAAGCAAAGAAUGUAUAUCGUAUAAAGGUGAAAUGUACGGACAGCGGUAACCCACCUAAAACUUCGUCCAUCCAAAGUUUGUUUAUUGUCGUGCGAGAUAGUAACCAUUCGCCAAAGUAUGUUAAUUUGACAAGUAAUCAGGUGCCGGAGAAUUCCGAUCUUGGGUCAAUAGUUGGCUACUUCGUCGCAAUUGAUGACGAUAACGACACGCUAAGAUUUGAAUUGAAAGAAAGCGAUGUUAUGGUUUGUACGAAAUUCGCUUUGCAAGGUGUUAAAAUUAACCAUCGUCUUCAAAAUAGCAAAUCUGUUAAGAUUUUCUCAACCCCCCUUGUUGUGAACGGUUCUUUUGAUUACGAAGAGGAGAAUGAGUACAUUGUUUGGUUAACUGUCACAGAUCCGGGGGGAGUGACGCGUAAAAAUUUUCGAAUUGAAGUAACCGAUGUGAAUGAGGCUCCAACGGAUAUUUUGAUAACUGAAAAUAUUGCAGCGGAAAAUUCUCCUUCUUUAACAAUGAUUGGAGAUUUUUUGGUGAAAGAUCCGGACGUAAAAAGUGUGCCACCUCAGAUCCACAUUUGCUCCCUCGAGAACUCUUUAAAUGGUGAUGAAGAUGAGUUUUGCAUUACUCACGAAACUGAUCGCAAUAUUCUUCGAGUUAAAUGGAAUGACCGUCUUGAUUUUGAAAGAAAAAAUGUAUACAAUAUCACUGUCACUUGUCGCGAUACUGGCUUCAGUAUUUCUAAAUUAUUCCAAAUUUUUAUCACUGAUGUUAACGAAGCACCAACAUCUCUUUAUUUAUCCAACUCAACUCUUCAAGAAAACUCUCCUAACACGACGUAUGUUGGUACUUUAACCGCUGAAGAUCCCGAUGGCUCCAAUCAAUCCUUUACGUACACUCUCGUUGACAAUACUGCAUCUUUUCUCGUUGGUGGAACCAAUCAUGAUGAAUUAUAUCAUUUGGGAUCAGUUGAUUACGAGCUUACACCAAGUUUAUUGGUGCACGUUAUUGUCACUGAUGGUGGUGGAUUGCAUUUUGAAAAGAUUUUUACCAUAACUGUUCUAGACGUAAAUGAUGCGCCCACGGACAUUGAAAUAAGAAAGGAUUCUUCAUUGACUGAAAACAGCGUUGAAAAUAUCUUUAUCAGCACUGUCGUUAUGAUUGAUGAGGAUAAAAACACAAAAACGUCAUGUAAACUUCUUGACUCCAGCGAGGAUCGAGUGAAACUAGACUUGCUCACGUUGCUUGUCGGUCCACGACCUACAGAUUAUGAAAGUCUGGAUUCUUCAAAAUCUUUAAAGAUAAAUAUCAGCUGUGAAGAUGAAUUUGGGAUGAGUAUCAAUAAGUUGUUUAUGAUCCCAGUCAAAGAUAUGAAUGAACCGCCAACAAUGAUGGAGUUGAUUGGAAAAGAAAUUCGUGAAAAUAUGAAUAACAGCUUCGUGGGAAUUGUGAAUAUCACAGAUCCGGAUGUGGGCCAGAGAUUUGACUGUAGAAUACUCAACAGCAGAGGAGCCAUUAACAACUCUUCUUUCUAUAUUGACAACAACUCUAACCCUCCAAUUUUAAAGACCCUUCGUCCUCUUGAUUUUGAAGACCAGCGUAUGAUAUAUAUCUUUAUUAAUUGCGAAGAAAUAUUAGCCAAUCCUAAUGAACUUGCAAACUCUAUCGAAAGACAGUUCAGAAUUGACGUUAUAGACAUAAACGAAUAUCCCGUUAUUCAUUGCGACACACCAUUCAUUGUGUGGCCGUCUUUCUCGCCUGGCUCGUCCAUCGGCCUGGUGACAAGUUAUGAUCCUGACAACGAACGGUUUUAUAAGUCCCAAAGAGAAAACAACGAUAACGCCACAGAAAUUCAAAAACAAUUAUUACAAUACAGUUUAAGAACGAAAAAUGUAACAUCAUGGCCUUUUGAUAUUACUAAUGAUGGAAUGCUUUACUUGGAAAAGUCUCUCUCUCCUCAACUAUACAACAAAUCAACGACAUUUCCUGUCCGUGUUAAAGACGAUGGAACAUUACUGGAACUAGUAAAUGACACAUAUCAGAUCAAAACAGGCGAGAUCAAGCAAUCCGUUAAAAACUGUACCGUUAUUAUUGCGACCAAUGAUACAAACUUGGACAUACAACUAAGCUCUAAUUCAAUAUACGAGAACGCAUCUUCUGGAUCUGUGAUUGGCUACUUCUCACUUGUACCUUCGCUCGGGCCGAAGGACUCGGUGACCUUUCACGUUCUGAAAGACAAUGACGGGGUUUUACCUCCUUUUGAGAUCAAUGGAAAUAUUUUAAGUGUGAAAAAGGACAAAAGUCUGGAUUAUGAACGUCUUCCGUCAGACAAAACUAUUCCGAUACGUGUCAGCGGUCGUGUAAGAAAAUCUGAAAAUAUUCUUGAAGUUUCUACAAAGAUUUUCUUGAUAAAGAUUUUAGAUGUCAACGAGAAGCCCACAUCAAUAUGUCUCGAGGCCUCUCGACAAGAUCAAGAUUGUUCAGUUCUUGGUGAAAUUUUUAUCGAAGAUUUGGAUUAUCCUCAACUACAAUGUGGCUUAAACAAGACACUUGAUCUGCAGCCGUAUUCUGCUAAUUUAUCUGAAUAUACUUGUCAUAUUGAGGAGGGAAAAGAUACUUUGAACGAUCUUAUUAAAGUGGAUGAUCAUUUUUAUGUUAAAAACAGGCCACCAAAAUUGUACGUAAAGAAAAGUAUAUUUAGUCGAGGACAUCGAUCCUACAAUGUUCCUAUUUUAUGUCGAAGUACCUUACAUCCACUUCAUGUCUUGUCAAAAACCCUGGUCGUUGAUAUUCAAGUUCCAGAUGAUGACAAUUGUCGUGACAGUGAGCUUUGUACCUCCUGUCCUCAGCCAACGUUCUGCAUAUCAAACGUUAAAGCUGGUGGAAAAUGUGUUAACGAGAGAAAUCUUCUAAACAUGACAGUUAACAUUUCUUCGUCUUUCUUUGAAAAAACUGGCUUUAAUGCUUCGUUUGAAAGCUAUGUAAAAAAUCUGAUCGAAGGAACGAGUAAUGGAAAAACUCUGAAGAAUUUAUUGCAAGAGUUUGAAGCUAAAAGUGUUGUUUCAAGAAAACGACGCAGUGUCAUACUCAGAAAUGUUUAUGUACAAUUGCUUUUGUACAUGAGUGAAGGAACAUCUACUAAAGUUGUACUUGCAGUUGUCGAUAAACUGAACUACAAUUUGAUCUUAGCCUCUGAUGCAUGCGCUCUGUUAAAAAACACUCAAGUUGAAUGUUUGUCUGAUUCUAACUCAUCCCCUGAGACACAAAACAAACAAAACAAAGACAACAAAGAAAACAAAGAAAACAAACAAAACAAGAAAACCAGUAAAUUUCCUCACUGGCAAAUUUACGUCAUUGUCGUUGGUAUUGUUUUUGUCGCCAUUGUUAUUCUUGUGAUCACGUGGAAAACACGAAAAGCCAAAAAGAGAGAAGACACAACAAUCAUGUAUUAUAAUCAAAACUCAGACGCAGUUGCAAUGGGUUCAGGCAACGAAACACCAGCUUUUAGCAAUGAAUACAUGGGUACAUCUGAGGAAAUACGUCAUUUAGAAGUUGAGUCUGUUUUUAAUCCUGUUUACGAUCAAGGUAAUUAUCAUAUCAAAGGCAAUGCUGAAAUGACUAAAGAAAUGUUAAUGCCACCUUAUCCAAUAAAUGAACCUCCACCUUCAUAUGAACAAAUUGACAACAUCAUUUAUGAAAGAGCAGAUGAGGUAAGGACAAAGGACAAUGUUGGCCAUGAAUGUAGCGAAAAUCCUCUCUAUGACUUUGGACUGCAAAAUACAUCACCUGAUAAUCCAUUGUAUGGUCGUAUAAACAAAGAAGAUGAUCCUUCCAAUGUUUUGAUGAGUGAAGAUGGACCCUCCAGACAAGUCAUGCAAAACCAGGUUUCCCCCGACGCAAUGGAUACUGAAUCAUACGAUGAUUUUAUGGAAGCUCAGACACCAACAGCCCAAGACAUAGCGUUUUUAAACACCAUACCUGGAAACACAGGCGAAAGUCAAAGUUAAAUUGAACAAUAAUCUGAUUGUGGUUUGUAUUGUUUUCAGUUUAAUUCCACACGAGAUGAAAGUAAAGAUGAAUAUAGAAACACCAAACAUGAAACAAUCCAUUUAGUUAUUCUUAAUAUUUUUGCCGUUCGCGCAAAAUUUUUAUAAUCUUGAGCACAACAUUUAAUAAGAUUACUGUGUUAUAUGCUAAAUUACACCUUAUACUAUAGCAUAUAUUAAACAAAAUUGACCGUUAUAUUUAUAUAUAAUUUAUUUACUUUUAUCGGUGCAAGAAUUUUGUCAGGAAAAUCAUCAAAUGAAAGUAAAAAUUUCAUUGUCAA